AUGGAACGUUGUGUAUACAUAAAAACCCUCUGGAGAAGCGCUCUCAUUACGCUACAAUCUGAUUCUUGUCAGCACGUGACCUCGCGCCAGAUGACAGACGGGUACAAAGUGAUCACAUUUUCAACACAACAACCAUUAGUACUGGGCUCACCGCAUGAACAAUUCAAACACCUUGAUAGCACGCAAUUCAAGGACUCACUCCCGCGCCAUCUACUCCUCUUUACCAACGAGCUUCAAAUUCAAGCAACCAACCUCCUACAAAACUUACCAAACAGGGCAAGUGUUUCUGAUGAAGCGAAAGAGUUACGUGCGAGGCUGUUAAAACUUGAAUCGUGCAACACAAAUAAAGCCGAGAGAUGCACCCAGCACCCACUCAAUCAACGAACGUCAGGGUUUUACUUUUGUCAAUUUCACGGUCACUCUCAUCACGUGACACAAAUCGCCCUCAUAUUUUCCACAUCUUGUAAACCCACCCCAUAUCUCAUCCAUACCAUUCUAUACCUGGAAGUAGCCCAAAUACUACGUGACUUACGCUGUAUUAUUCACAACAACAUUACACCGAUUUUGGCAUCGGGAUCCGUAGAUUUGAGCUCUGGCUCUCGUCGAAAUUAUCUUUUAUGA
Lachancea meyersii CBS 8951 is the source of this 621-nucleotide messenger RNA. Lineage: Eukaryota; Fungi; Ascomycota; Saccharomycetes; Saccharomycetales; Saccharomycetaceae. The record is from the annotation of a GenBank genome assembly.